Molecule: messenger RNA, 1476 nt
Organism: Brassica napus (rape)
Lineage: Eukaryota; Viridiplantae; Streptophyta; Magnoliopsida; Brassicales; Brassicaceae
Product: protein LAZ1-like
Exons: 9
Coding region: 150-1463 (437 amino acids)
Biological process (GO): transport
Molecular function (GO): transporter activity
Source: RefSeq, a predicted model, not a curated record
GAUUUUGGAGGAAGAAGAUGAAAAAGGUAUCUCUCUGCUCCUCCUCCUCCUUUUUCCCGUCUUAGUUUUGAGCUCUGAUCAAUUCCUCCCUUUCGUCGUCAUUAGCUCAUGCCAUCCCUCCUCCAGUCCUCCUUAUGGUAUAGUUGGUGAUGGAUAUAUCAUCAACGCUUCUAGCUUACUCAGCUCCCGCUUGGGCAAGCUUUAUGGCCGGUGCUUUUUUGAUUCUCACCCUCUCCCUUUCCUUGUAUCUUGUCUUCGAUCACCUUUCUACUUACAAGAACCCUGAGGAGCAAAUGUUUUUGAUUGGAGUCAUCCUCAUGGUCCCUUGCUAUUCAAUUGAGUCUUUUGCAUCACUUGUCAACCCAUCCAUCAGCGUUGAUUGUGGCAUCCUACGUGACUGCUAUGAAUCCUUUGCCAUGUACUGUUUUGGUCGCUACCUUGUUGCCUGCUUAGGUGGGGAAGAUAGGACCAUUGAGUUUAUGCAACGACAAGGCCGCAAGAGCUUUAAGACUCCCCUCUUACUAGAUCACAAUGACGAUAAGGGAACUAUUAAACAUCCUUUCCCUAUGAAUCUUUUCUUAAAACCCUGGAGGCUCAGUCACUGGUUCUAUCAAGUUGUUAAGUUUGGUAUCGUUCAAUAUAUGAUUAUAAAGUCUCUCACUGCCCUCACUGCCCUCAUUCUUGAAGCCUUCGGUGUCUACUGUGAAGGAGAGUUUAAAUGGGAUUGUGGGUACCCUUACUUGGCAGUUGUUCUAAAUUUUAGCCAGUCAUGGGCACUAUACUGUCUGGUUCAGUUCUAUGGUGCAACAAAAGAUGAGCUUGCCCACAUAAAGCCCCUUGCCAAGUUUCUAACAUUCAAGUCAAUCGUGUUCUUGACUUGGUGGCAAGGUGUUGCCAUUGCUCUUCUCUCUUCCCUCGGUUUGUUCAAAAGUUCCAUUGCACAGAGCUUGCAGCUGAAGACUAGUGUUCAAGAUUUCAUCAUUUGCAUUGAGAUGGGUAUUGCUUCGGUUGUUCACCUGUAUGUCUUCCCAGCAAAACCCUACGGUCUACUGGGAGAUCGCUUUACUGGAUCGGUAUCAGUUCUGGGGGAUUAUGCAUCGGUCGACUGUCCUAUUGAUCCAGAUGAGAUUAGAGACAGUGAGAGACGAACAAAGGUCCGCCUGCCACAUCCUGACGUUGAUAUCAGAAGUUGUAUGACCAUCAAAGAAAGCAUGAGAGAUGUGUUCGUUGGUGGAGGUGAAUACAUUGUGAAAGACGUGAGGUUCACAGUGACUCAAGCAGUAGAGCCUAUGGAGAAGAGCAUCACAAAGUUCAAUGAGAAACUGCACAAGAUCUCGCAGAACAUAAAGAAACACGAUAAGGACAAGAGAAGAGUAAAAGAUGACAGUUGCAUGUCAUCAUCAUCAUCUAGUCGGCGAGUGAUUCCCGGGAUCGAUGAUCCGCUUUUGAAUGGGAGUUUUUAGUGACAGUGGAGUU